UUAAUAGUGAGCUGGUGAUUGCCUCAGCAGGCGUGGUGUGCUUCAGUGUCUUGAGAGGCUUGGGUGUCCCGGUAGGAAGGGUGAAAGGUUGUAACUACUCCUUUGAGGGUGAUCACCGAGGUCGUUGGUUUGCACUGUCGGCUGGGCAGCGCCAUGGCGGAAAGAAAGGGCACAGCCAAAGUGGACUUCUUGAAGAAGAUUGAGAAAGAAAUCCAACAGAAAUGGGACACCGAGAAAGUAUUUGAGGUCAAUGCAUCUAAUUCAGAGAAGCAGACUAGCAAGGGCAAGUACUUUGUCACCUUCCCAUAUCCAUACAUGAACGGGCGCCUUCAUUUGGGACACACAUUUUCUUUAUCCAAAUGUGAGUUUGCAGUAGGGUACCAGAGAUUGAAAGGAAACAUUUGUCUGUUCCCCUUUGGUUUACACUGUACUGGAAUGCCUAUUAAGGCCUGUGCUGAUAAGUUGAAAAGAGAAAUAGAGCUCUAUGGUUGCCCCCCUGAUUUUCCAGAAGAAGAAGAAGAAGAGGAAGAAGUCAGUGCUAAAACAGAAGAUGCAAUAAUUAAGGAUAAAGCUAAAGGAAAAAAGAGUAAAGCUGCUGCUAAAGCUGGAUCUUCUAAAUACCAGUGGAGCAUUAUGAAAUCUCUCGGUCUGGCUGAUGAAGAAAUAGCCAAAUUUUCUGCAGCAGAACAUUGGCUUGAUUAUUUCCCGCCACUGGCUAUUCAAGAUCUGAAGAGAAUGGGUUUGAAGGUAGACUGGCGUCGUUCCUUCAUCACCACUGAUGUUAAUCCUUACUAUGAUUCGUUUGUCAGGUGGCAGUUUUUAACAUUAAGAGAAAGAAGCAGAAUUAAAUUUGGAAAACGGUAUACCAUUUAUUCUCCAAAAGAUGGACAGCCUUGUAUGGAUCAUGACAGACAAACUGGAGAGGGUGUUGGACCUCAGGAAUAUACUUUAAUCAAGUUGAAAGUGCUUGAGCCGUACCCAUCCAAAUUAAGUGGCCUGAAAGGGAAAAAUAUCUUUUUGGUAGCUGCUACUCUCAGACCUGAGACCAUGUUUGGACAGACAAACUGUUGGGUUCGCCCUGAUAUGAAGUACAUUGGGUUUGAGACAAAGAAUGGUGAUAUAUUCAUUUGCACCCAAAGAGCUGCCAGGAAUAUGUCAUUCCAGGGCUUUACCAAAGACAGUGGCGUGGUGCCUGUAGUUAAGGAAUUAAUGGGAGAGGAAAUUCUUGGAGCAUCACUUUCUGCACCUUUAACAUCUUACAAGGUGAUUUAUGUUCUCCCAAUGCUCACCAUUAAGGAGGAUAAAGGCACUGGUGUGGUCACAAGUGUUCCUUCUGACUCCCCCGAUGAUUUUGCUGCCCUCAGAGACUUGAAGAAAAAGCAGGCUUUACGAGCAAAGUAUGGAAUUAGAGAUGACAUGGUCUUGCCAUUUGAGCCAGUGCCAGUCAUUGAAAUCCCAGGUUUUGGAAAUCUUUCUGCUGUAACCAUUUGUGAUGAGUUGAAAGUUCAGAGCCAAAAUGACCGAGAAAAACUUGCAGAAGCAAAGGAGAAAUUAUAUCUAAAAGGGUUUUAUGAUGGUGUAAUGUUGGUGGAUGGAUUUAAAGGACAGAAGGUCCAAGAUGUAAAGAAGUCUAUUCAGAAAAAGAUGACUGACACUGAAGAUGCAUUUAUUUACAUGGAGCCAGAGAAACAAGUUAUGUCCAGGUCUUCAGAUGAAUGCGUCGUGGCCCUGUGUGACCAGUGGUACUUGGAUUAUGGAGAAGAGAACUGGAAAAAGCAGACAUCCCAGUGCUUGAAGAACCUGGAAACAUUCGGCGAGGAGACCAGGAGGAAUUUUGAAGCUACCUUAGACUGGCUACAAGAGCAUGCUUGCUCAAGAACUUAUGGUUUAGGUACCCGUUUGCCUUGGGAUGAGCAGUGGCUGAUUGAAUCACUCUCCGAUUCCACUAUUUACAUGGCAUUUUACACAGUGGCACACCUGUUGCAGGGGGGUGACUUGCGUGGACAGGCAGAGUCUCCAUUGGGCAUCAGACCACAGCAGAUGACCAAGGAAGUUUGGGAUUAUGUUUUCUUCAAGGAAGCUCCAUUUCCUAAGACUCAGAUUCCCAAGGAAAAAUUAGAUCAGCUAAAGCAUGAGUUUGAGUUCUGGUACCCUGUGGAUCUUAGAGUCUCUGGCAAGGACCUUAUUCCAAAUCAUCUUUCAUAUUAUCUUUAUAAUCAUGUGGCUAUGUGGCCAGAACAAAGUGACAAAUGGCCUGUAGCUGUGAGAGCAAAUGGACAUCUUCUCCUCAACUCUGAGAAGAUGUCAAAAUCCACAGGCAACUUUCUCACUUUGACCCAAGCUAUUGACAAAUUUUCAGCCGAUGGAAUGCGCUUGGCUCUGGCUGAUGCGGGUGACACUGUGGAAGAUGCUAACUUUGUGGAAGCCAUGGCAGAUGCAGGUAUUCUCCGUCUGUACACCUGGGUGGAGUGGGUGAAAGAGAUGGUUGCCAACUGGGACAGCCUACGAAGUGGUCCAGCCAACACCUUCAAUGAUAAAGUUUUUGCCAGUGAAAUGAAUGCAGGAAUUAUAAAAACAGAUCAAAACUAUGAAAAGAUGAUGUUUAAAGAAGCUUUGAAAACAGGGUUUUUUGAGUUGCAGGCCGCGAAAGAUAAGUACCGUCCUGACUCCAUUAUGCGUGCAUCGUGGCCUGUCGUGGGUCCUGUGGAUGAUGUCUUGAUACGUUCCUCACAGUAUCUCAUGGAGGUCGCACAUGACCUUAGGCUGCGACUGAAGAAUUACAUGAUGCCAGCGAAAGGGAAGAAGACUGACAAGCUCCCACCUCAGAAGCCUUCCCAUUGCACCAUCUAUGUGGCGAAGAACUAUCCAUCCUGGCAACACACCACCCUGUCAGUUCUGCGUCAUCACUUUCAGAACAAUAAUGGAAAAUUGCCUGAUAACAAAAUCCUUGCUACUGAACUAGGCAGUUUGCCAGAAUUGAAGAAAUAUAUGAAGAAAGUGAUGCCAUUUGUUGCCAUGAUUAAGGAAAAUCUGGAGAAGGUGGGACCUCGUGUUCUGGAUUUGCAAUUAGAAUUCGAUGAACAGGCAGUGCUCAUGGAGAAUAUAGUCUACCUGACCAAUUCCCUUGAGCUAGAACACAUAGAAGUCAAGUGUGCCUCUGAAGCAGAAGAUAAAGUCAGGGAAGAAUGCUGUCCUGGGAAACCACUUAAUGUUUUCAGAACAGAACCUGGUGUGUCAGUUUUCAUAGUGAAUCCCCAGCCAUCCAAUGGCCACUUCUCAACCAAGAUUGAAAUCAGGCAAGGAGAUACCCGCGAUUCUAUCAUCAGGCGCUUAAUGAAAGUGGACCGAGGAAUCAAAGAUCUUUCCAAAGUGAAGCUGAUGAGAUUUGAUGAUCCACUGUUGGGGCCGAGGCGAGUUCCCGUCCUGGGAAAAGAGCUGACUGGGAAGACGUCCAUUUCUGAGCAUGCUGUCUUCCACGUGGACCUCGUGAGCAAGAACGUCCAUCUUACUGAAAACGGGCUGCGGGCGGAUAUUGGUGACACAAUGGUCUACCUGGUUCACUGAAUUCACGCAUGGGAGAUUUGCCCCGUUCUCUGGGGCUACUUCUACUUUGUGCCUACAGAUUGGCUGUGAGACCCUUAGGCUGGGCCUAACUAGAUUUCAUUUCUAGCCAUCCAAUUCUGCAUGUAACCAUAAUUAUACCAACUCAUUUUUGAUUCCUGGGCCUAAUAAAUUUUUUUUCCUUCUUGGGACCUCUAA
Molecule: messenger RNA, 3759 nt
Organism: Myotis davidii
Lineage: Eukaryota; Metazoa; Chordata; Mammalia; Chiroptera; Vespertilionidae
Gene: LARS1
Product: leucyl-tRNA synthetase
Exons: 32
Coding region: 154-3564 (1136 amino acids)
Biological process (GO): leucyl-tRNA aminoacylation
Molecular function (GO): aminoacyl-tRNA deacylase activity; leucine-tRNA ligase activity; ATP binding
Source: RefSeq, a predicted model, not a curated record